AGCAAAGGUCAUGACUCAUUAUAGCCGUAAGCCUUCCAAGGAAUGUUGUUUGACACCAGACUCCCCGAACUAAAGUAGGCUUUGAUGACAUGCAACUCAUAUCUGUAAUACUUGCCUUUGCACUUCAUUAUUUCACGUCAACUUCAUGAUGGAACAUUGUUCGUCAAAGCGUCCGUAUUUGUACAGACAGUAAGUGCGAUUCUAGUGUUGGAUUYCCAAAGCAUCUGUUACAAUUCUUUAACAGAUUUCUCGUCCAACUCGUCGUUGAACAAGAACUAAAACACAAACAUUUCCAGUAUUGGUCUUGUUGACUUAAGAAGAUACCGCCAAAAUUCGAAGACAUGAAACGGCGACUCUGGUAAUAUAGCUCCGAGAUACGAUGCACCCUUACUUGAUCGCCGUGUAUGUAGGUGUUAGUGUUGUGGUCAUAGUAUUGGUGGCUUAUGUUGCUUAUCGAGUGUACAACAGAUCAUCAACCUAUAGUAGGCUAGCCACGAAAAGCAAUGGAUUGACACCUCCCAGGAUCGUUCUGACGCCUUCAAGCCCUGGCAAAGCCGCAAAGAGGCUGUACUCACCCACGAAAACCAUGGAAAGAAACCAAGAAAGAGAAGAAAAACUGAAUAAACAAAGAAAAAGAGAAAGAAGAAAAGAUGUCAUGAGUAUGUGGUUACCGAAGAGAAAAGACACGUUACCCAUCACCAAGACAACUAUAGUACAACCUAUGCCUAUGGAAAUGGGACAGCAAAAUGGUGCUCCAAGAGGACGACUUACGUUUAGCAUGCAUUAUCAGUACAAAUACGAGUCCAACACAUCCGCAUUUGUCGUGAAGCUGUUGAACGCCUCAGAUCUACCUUCAAACGAUUCUGAACCACUCGAUGUGUUUGUCAAAACACAGUUGGUGCCAAGUCGAAAACAGCUUUUUAUUUCCAAGGUGAUCCGGCAAACCCUUCACCCCCUUUUUGCUGAGACUUACGAAUUUGAAAUUUCCUAUCAAGACCUGCAAACGCAAAAACUUCUUUUUCAAAUUAUGGAAUUYGACUGUCUUUCUCGUCAUGAUAUGCUUGGCGAGGUACGAGUGAAUUUAGCUGACCUGGGCACUCAUGGUUUUAAUAUUUUGCGAGAAGUAACAUUGUGUAUUAAUAUCACAAAGCCGCAUGGAGGUGAAGACGGUGAAUUUUAGCAGCGGUAGUGAUCAGCUGCCUUAUCGUAACGUUGUUAACGAACAGCAUAUAUAGUGAAGGAUGAAGUAUAGCGAAGGCGCAAUUGCGUCUUAUCAUUGGCACUCAUCGUUGCAAAGCAAAAAGAUAGACCGCGUACGUUGGUAAUAGGUGGAAUAAAUCCUAUUAGUCUAAAUCUACUUAUGGUCUAUCAUAAAUGCUGCGCCUCCGAUUGGCUUAACUGCRUACUAACUAGUAGUGAAAUGUGCCGGUUUUGAAAACCAAAACAACGCAAAAAAAAAACAACUCUAUUUCAACCUUAUUUCGAAAUAUUUUGUAUCCAUUUAUUUGACCGAUUAGUAGGUAUAUACUAAAGCAAUUAGACCUAUGGCCCUCAUAGUCUACAAGUCAAUAGCWCAUUCGGCCUCAUGGGCUAUUGACUCGUUGGACAUUUGGGCUUUGGUUUGGUUAUUAAAUAGUCUUGCCGUUGCUAGGUGCAGUUGGCAUCAACGAGCCUGCAGUGAUGUGAAUAUAACAAAACUAAACGUGAAACUGGUAUAUUGCUAAAGAUUGUUGUCGCGCGCCACAUCACUGUUUGCGGGAUACUAGGUUAAAGUACGAUUAGUCGAAAACGUCCAAGAAUAUUCACUGAAAUAAAGUUGAUGUAGGUAUACUUUUUUUGGAGUAGCAACAAAAGAGAAAAAUAUACACCAUGAUAUUUUGAUGGUGACAACCAUUGUAAAUAUUACUACUGAGAAUAGUUUUAAUUUUAAAAAGAUGGACUAAUCACGAAUAGAUAAGAUAGAAUACAAAGGGAUGAGAUGAGAUGAGAUGAGAUGACGCUACGCGUCGUGCUCCUCCUAUAACACUUCUCUCGUGUUCUGCCAGCCCMCGCGUGCUUUAUAWRUCCACACAGCACGUUCGCACGUUUUCUAUUYCUUCAAUGCAUGAUACAAMGGUUACACUGUAAUGGGAAGACAGGGGAUGAUGUCUGUUACAUAUUGUUAAUUCAAGGGCCUGGGGGAUGGCAAGCCAUGUCCCUUUCCCUGACCGAGAAUAUUGUUCUCAUUAAGAAAGUAAAAUAGCGAUGAAUGCAAUUCA
Molecule: messenger RNA, 2258 nt
Organism: Actinia tenebrosa (Australian red waratah sea anemone)
Lineage: Eukaryota; Metazoa; Cnidaria; Anthozoa; Actiniaria; Actiniidae
Product: synaptotagmin-1
Biological process (GO): calcium-ion regulated exocytosis
Cellular component (GO): plasma membrane; exocytic vesicle
Molecular function (GO): calcium-dependent phospholipid binding; calcium ion binding; clathrin binding
Source: RefSeq, a predicted model, not a curated record